Myotis davidii is the source of this 1773-nucleotide messenger RNA. RefSeq names its product transmembrane p24 trafficking protein 2 (gene TMED2). The record is from RefSeq and is a predicted model, not a curated record. Gene Ontology annotation, cellular component: COPII-coated ER to Golgi transport vesicle; endoplasmic reticulum; endoplasmic reticulum-Golgi intermediate compartment. Gene Ontology annotation, biological process: Golgi organization; intracellular protein transport; endoplasmic reticulum to Golgi vesicle-mediated transport. Bases 83 to 433 code for a protein of 116 amino acids. The transcript has 3 exons. Lineage: Eukaryota; Metazoa; Chordata; Mammalia; Chiroptera; Vespertilionidae.
CCUCCAGAUUACAGGGCCUGAUAAUAAAGGAAUAUACAAAGGAGACCGGGAAUCCAGUGGGAAAUACACAUUUGCUGCUCACAUGGACGGAACAUACAAGUUUUGCUUUAGCAACAGGAUGUCCACCAUGACCCCAAAGAUAGUGAUGUUCACCAUUGAUAUCGGGGAGGCCCCCAAAGGACAAGACAUGGAAACAGAAGCUCACCAGAACAAGCUGGAGGAAAUGAUCAACGAGCUGGCCGUGGCCAUGACCGCGGUGAAGCACGAGCAGGAGUACAUGGAAGUGCGGGAGAGGAUACACAGAGCAAUCAACGACAACACCAACAGCAGAGUGGUUCUCUGGUCCUUCUUCGAAGCUCUUGUUUUAGUUGCCAUGACAUUGGGACAGAUCUACUACCUGAAGAGAUUUUUUGAAGUCCGGAGGGUUGUUUAAAAAGCCUUUUUUUCUGAUGAUCCGAAACUCAUAAUUCACUGUUUACCAAACAUCUUGGUCAUAAUAAUGUCAUUUAGUUCGUAUGUUUUUAUUUUCUGAAUUGUACAUUCACAGCCUAUGUUUUUUGGUGAUUAAUAGAUAUUGGGGAAGUGAUAGUGAGAAUUUGACAUUUGAUUGGCACAAUGUAUUUGAAUUCUGCCUCAUUAUACAGGCCCUUCCAGAGCUUGAACACUGUAAGUGAAAUGUAGGCAUGUAGUCCUUACAUCAUCUUCUGUUUUCAUAGUAGAAUGCAGUUUGUUCAGGGUAGUGCUUUACUAAAAUGACUGCAUUCUUUUGACCCCUUAUCCUGAAGUUCAAGUCAUUAAAGAUUCGUUUUGUUUAGUUCUUAUGAGAAACAACAGCCUGAAUCGACAUUUUCUACCCACCUAAUGGCAGCUCUGUGACUUCAGAGCGUGCUACCAGCUUGGUUCUUUUAGACUUUGUCUAUCUUGUUUUUGCAUUAAAGAUAAGACAACCCAACAAACCCCCCCGCCCCCCUAAAUUUUUACUUUGAACUUUAGGACUUCACCUUUACUAAAUUGAUGACACAGCAGCUAAUAACCUUUUUGUCAUUUCUGCCUAACCUUGUAGGAAGUCUCUAGUAGAGCCAGUUCCCUGGGUGUUGCAGCUGGCGUAGCUCUUGUUCCUCUGCUGGCACACACUCUGCUCUGGGCACGUGGAGGUCUGCAUUCACGUCAUUGGGGAAAUCUGGGUUCUCACACACAUGGCGAAGCCUCUUGGAUUUCGUUGCAGUGAGUGAGACACAGCCACUAUUUUAGUUCUGAUCAGUGGCGUUUGGCCACUUGUUAAUGAGGGUACUGACAGCACUGUCAGUACUAGGGUUUUGGUUUUGUUUCUCUUGGGUCUUUUUUGGCACAUGUGAAUUUUAUUUUGUAUAAAACGAAAUGACUUUCUCUUGGUCUCUGAUGAUGUGUUUAAAAUUGAAGGAGCCUCAGGUUUGGUGUGGGGAUGAUCCAGGAUUAUGUUGUGACUGAUGUAUUUUAGUUACUUGUACAUUUUUUUGGAUCUUUGCAAAGGUAAAACUACAAGUAACGAGUUUUAUAGAAUUAAUUUAAAUUUGUUACCGGUUUUCAUGUUCAGGAUAAACACUUUUUCGACCUUGGGUGAAAAUACUCGGCAGCAGCUUAAGGUGACUUUUACCUUAGGACAACUGUUGCAUGCCAGUUUUUCUGCGUGUGUGAGAAAACACUUCAAAAUUGAAUUAAAAUAUGUAAAUUUAAAUUUGGUUGUGUAUCGAAUCUGCCCCAGGUUCAGUAAAUAAACAAUUCUUUUUAAAAACA